Molecule: messenger RNA, 1261 nt
Organism: Camelina sativa (false flax)
Lineage: Eukaryota; Viridiplantae; Streptophyta; Magnoliopsida; Brassicales; Brassicaceae
Source: RefSeq, a predicted model, not a curated record
AUGUACGUGGAGAAGAAGAAAUUAAAGCCUUGUGUCCGCCAAUUAAGUUUACACACGGUGGAGCUAGAGUCCCAUCAAGGUGAUGAUUCUUCUGAUCAAGAGGACGGCGUAGAUCUGGCUAAACCCAUCAAGUGUACUUGUUUUUAUCGUCGUGGGAAGUCUCAUGAUCACAUUACGGAUUACAUUAUGCCUACCACAUAUGAGUUAAAACAACAAAUAGACGAUGACCGAUUGUUAGUGGAUGGUACUUUAUCAACUCUAGAAGACGGAACACUUGUAAGGAGCCUCGAAGGAUUACCUUUAGAGGGACCUGUUCUGUACGUUGGCUAUCACAUGCUAAUGGGAUUUGAUUUGAUUACAAUGGUAACUCAAAUCAUGAAAGAGAGGAAUAUCCACCUGCGGGGUUUGAUACAUCCGAUGGUUUUCAAGAAUCUCCAAGACUCAUUAGUCGACACGCAGAUGUUUGACAAAUAUAAAAUAAUGGGUGGAGUUCCAGUCUCUAGUUUCAGUAUCUACAAACUACUGCGUGAAAAGGCUCAUGUGCUUUUGUAUCUCGGAGGUGUCCGUGAAGUUACAUACAAAGUGACUUUGCAGGGUGAAGAAUACAAGCUGUUUUGGCCACAACGAUCUGAGUUUGUGAGAGUUGCAUCUAUAUUUGAAGCCAAAAUCGUUCCUUUUGGUGUUGUUGGAGUAGACGACAUCUGCCAACUUGUCCUGGAUUCCAAUGAUCAAAGGGAAAUCCCUAUCUUGAAGGAUUUAGUUGAAAAGGCUACAAAGGACACUGGCAACAUAAGGGAAAGAGACGAGAGCGAAUUGGGAAACCAAGAUAUCUGCAUCCCAGGAGUUGUACCUAAGAAUCCAGGGAGGUUCUACUAUUACUUUGGCAAACCAAUAGAAACAGCAGGUAAGGAGAAAGAGUUGAAAGACAAAGACAAGGCACAAGAGCUUUACUUGCAAGUAAAGUAUGAGGUUGAACAACGUCUUGCCUAUUUAAAAGUAAAAAGAGAGAGUGAUCCUUACAGAUACUUGUUGCCAAGGAUGUUGUAUCAAGCUUCACAUGGUUGGUCUUCUGAAAUUCCAACGUUUGAUCUCUAAAAUCUCUCUCUGAAUUAUAUGUACUGUACUGUGUCUAUAUAUGUUGUACACAUCUAAUCAUAUGAUGUUUAGAGGUUCUAAGUUUCUUUAGAGAUCUAAGAUCUUUUAUUUGGUUCGUGGAAAAAUAAGACAACAUUUUCAUUCAACUGAAUAUAUAAGACAUGAA